This is a messenger RNA of Fusarium sp. VM40, 168 nucleotides long. The record is from the annotation of a GenBank genome assembly. Lineage: Eukaryota; Fungi; Ascomycota; Sordariomycetes; Hypocreales; Nectriaceae.
AUGGCCUGCGGAUCUUCCCAAUGUCUCUACGACCGCAACGGUCCCGGAAGUGCUGCUACAUCGAUCGCCGAGUCCAUCCUCAAGCCCUCCGAGGCCACGGGCACAAAGACCAAAUGCAUUGAGUGCGGCGACUACGAAUGCUGCUGCAUCCCCUGCACCAUCCUGUAA